This is a messenger RNA of Entrophospora candida, 339 nucleotides long. NCBI's taxonomy places the organism in Eukaryota, Fungi, Glomeromycota, Glomeromycetes, Entrophosporales, Entrophosporaceae. The record is from the annotation of a GenBank genome assembly.
CAUACAAUUCUGGCACUAGAUGUUGCCUUUACGUCAAAGAACACUUAUCGGCAUUGGUUACUUGAUCAUUGUCAACAAUUGACCUUCAAAGGUCAGCCAUUUACACCUACGUGUGUUGCAGAAGUCAUAGUUGUUCAAGAAGGAUAUCAAGAAUUCAAUGUCUUAGAUCGGAGAUGGAGGGCUAAUAGGGUUGUUUAUCAAACUUCACAUGGCUGGAAUAAUGCAAAUGGUGUAAUAUUUUUCCAGAAUCCACAGAAAAUUGAUGAUACAAUUUCACAAGCAUCCUCAGAGUCAUCAUCAUUAGAAAGUGAUGAAACAAUCAAUUGUCCUAAAUGUUGA